Hemibagrus wyckioides is the source of this 1081-nucleotide messenger RNA. Its product is annotated as immunoglobulin kappa light chain-like. The record is from RefSeq and is a predicted model, not a curated record. The coding region runs from base 103 to 945 and encodes 280 amino acids. Lineage: Eukaryota; Metazoa; Chordata; Actinopteri; Siluriformes; Bagridae. The transcript is spliced from 6 exons.
GUUCUUCCUAAGGGGCAGGGCAACUUCUGCAGUCUUUUACAGAAAGGUGACUGAGGCUCUUCACCUUUUCAUCUGGAGAUAAGAGAGCUGGAGAGCUUCAGCAUGGCGGCUCCUCUGCUGCUCCUCUGCUGGGUUUGUACUCUGAGAACCUCUCUCUCGUUCUUGAUGUUUCAGUCCCCCGACUUCAUCAGUGCCUCCAUCGGCGAGUCUUUUCAUCUAAAAUGCACUCGUGAUCUGCCGAUGGAGUAUUGUUACAACUCAAUAUCCUGGUAUAAAGUGAACCUGAGAAAUGGAAAACUGGGUGAAGUCCGUCUACAAAUUUUAGACCAGCUAGAAGAUGAUAAAAGAACAUGUACCAAGACAAUCAAUAAUGCCCAAGUUCAAGACUCAGGCCUUUACUACUGCACAUCUGCACAUGAUAAAAUGCUUUUUAUUGGAAAUGGAACCAGAGUCGUCGUGACAGACACAGGUCCGUUAAAUCUGUCUGUGGUUGUGUACACCCCGGUGGUGGAGGAGGUGGAGGAGGACGAUCCCUCUGUUCUCCUGCAGUGUGUGGUGAUGGACACUGUUCCCUCUCAGGUCAGAGUUUGGUGGUUGGUCGAUGAUGAAGAGCGGACAGGAUGGACAGAAUCAGGCUGGACAGGAUACGACAAUUCAGCCUCAGAAUACACUCGAGCUCAGAUCAGGAUUACUGCAGAGGAAUGGAGCGAAGCGACCAUCGAGUGUGUCGUGAAUUAUAAAAACCAGACCGUGUCCCGAACUGUGCCACGACCAACAGGUCAUUCGGAUUUGUGCAUGUGGAUGCUGUUUGGAGGCUGCGGUGUCGUCGUCUUCACCAUCGCCGUGCUGAUCACCGUGGUUCUGUGUUUACGUAAAGAAAAACAAAACACACACACGAUGAUUACAGAGAAAGAUUCUACCAUAACGGAAGUUGAAUAUUCCUGAAUAUUGAAUAUUCCUGUUGGAACCCUGACAGCGUUAAUCAGCUACUAGCGAUAGUUAGCCAAAACAAAGCAAUAAAUAAGAAUCUGAAUACUAUUUAAAAGCCAUUUUGGUCAUUCAUAUUAAAUUAUAGCUGUAA